CAGCUUUUUUCACCAGAUGAGCAGUGCUUUUGAUGUCUUGGAUAUUUUGCAGUUAGAGGACGCUGGGCCAAAAAGAGGCAUCAUUGACAAGGAUAACCUAUUAUCCAAAGUAGAAAAAAAAAAGCCUAAAAACCAGCAUGCUCCGCCAAAAAGACCUGGUAACGUUCCUCGUGAGGUUUGGGGCCUCCACUCCACAUUGAGCAAUGAUCUCCCACCGCUCAUCCCCACUGACGACUCGGUCAAGUAUCGCCAACCCAAAGCAGUGAUUGGUGUCGGGCGUGUCCGACGCUGGCAGUGGACUCCCUUCACUAACCCUGCUCGUGAGGAUGGGUUGCUUCUUUACCACUGGCGUCGAGAAAAGCCAAGUUCGGAGCCAGAACAAGAGUAUCCGUUUGCCCGAUAUAAUAAGCAUGUGACCGUACCCGAGUACACAUCUUCCGAAUACGAAUCGCUGCUGCAAGAUCCCAAGUGGAGUGAGAGUAAAACUGCUCAUUUGAUGGAUUUGGCUCGACGUUUUGAUCUUCGCUUCAUCCACAUGCGAGACAGAUGGGAUAGCGAACGAUUCCCUGGUCGUCCCUCAGUUGAGGACCUCAAGGAACGAUACUAUUUCAUACUUGAGACGUUGGAUAAGGUUCGCGGCACCAACUUGUCAAAUGGUCUGCACUACGAUGCUGCACACGAACGACGUAGGAAACAACAACUGAGCUUGCUGUACGGUCGCACGCGAGAUCAGGUAGAAGAGGAGCAGCGCUUGGUGCAGGAAUUGCGACGAAUUGAAGCAAAGCGCCGUGAAAGAGAACGUAAAAAACAAGAUUUGCAAAAACUGAUUUCGCAGGCGGAUAGUUUACUUCGGGAUCACGAUGGAACUGAGAUGACUUCCACCGGUGCAGACACCACAUUGGAAAGUGGGGCUGUCCAACAAGCCUCGGGAGCUGGUUCCGUUACUAGCGGCACGUCACAGCGCAAGCGAACAUUCCCUCCUCAAUCUGGCUCGACCGGAUCGAUUUGCGCUUACAAUACGACAGAUGGCAGUGCUGUCGCACCUACGUCGAGCGCAGGAGGAGGGGGUAAAGGCGAUCUCGCGGCUGCUUUGGGCACCACAUCAAAUGUGCUUAACUCUGCCCUCACAUCAACCUCCGUCAUCAACUUUCCCGAUCCGAGUAAGAACCCUGGCGUUCAUUUGCGUAGCCAUAGGAUGAAACUACCCGGUAAUCUGGGUCAGAAGAAAAUCCGCAUUAUCGAGAACUUUUUAGCACAUUUGCAAAUCGAUCCAACACCACCGGCUACAGCUGAAAUUGUCGAAGCAUACAAUAGUCUGCGGUCGAAGAUUUUAUUACUCUACGAUCUGCGUAUGGCUCAGCUGCAUUGCGACUAUGAACUGCAGACUGCUCGGUUAAAAUUGGAGACUUUCGCACCAAGCCAACCCCUUCCGACUGGACUUGCGAAUGUCACUUCUUCCGCAUCCUCAAGCAACUCCACAGAACAAUCCACUGGUUCCAUGUCCUCUUCAGUUUUUUCUCAAAUUGACCCGAUGAUUUUGAAUGCUUUGCGAGACUCAGAUUCAAAACGACCAGUUGUAUCAAGGCAUUCUCUCGGAGUGGCUGGUGCCCUGGCUGCUGCAGCAGGUAGCUCUGGACUAUGUCCUUCACAAACGGCAGAGGGGACCAUAGAAACAAGGCAUGUCACAAGGGCGGAGAGCUUGAGAGGACUCUCACCAAGUGGGAGUCAUUCAUCAGAUUCCUUGGGCCGAUCACCUUCUGUUCAACCGGGUUCCGCUACCUUCUACACGACUACACCUCGGACAACGUCGGGGUCCAGUUCUGUUGAUGGUUCUCAUGAUGGCAGUGUGAAACGGCUUCGUCGAGCUGCCGCACUUGAACAGGUCCGCGUAUUGAAGAAGCUGAAGAUUAAAGGACAAUUGGUUGACUAAACAGCUUUUUCGCGUUUCACUUAUGUGGCUCAUUCGACUCUCCUGUACAUAACUAAAUGUAUCUCUUACAUGUUGAACUUUCUGCAUAACCCAAGCAACCUGCU
Molecule: messenger RNA, 2034 nt
Organism: Dicrocoelium dendriticum
Lineage: Eukaryota; Metazoa; Platyhelminthes; Trematoda; Plagiorchiida; Dicrocoeliidae
Source: the annotation of a GenBank genome assembly